Molecule: messenger RNA, 6141 nt
Organism: Mesocricetus auratus (golden hamster)
Lineage: Eukaryota; Metazoa; Chordata; Mammalia; Rodentia; Cricetidae
Product: sodium/potassium-transporting ATPase subunit alpha-4
Exons: 24
Coding region: 398-3490 (1030 amino acids)
Biological process (GO): proton transmembrane transport; intracellular sodium ion homeostasis; intracellular potassium ion homeostasis
Cellular component (GO): membrane
Molecular function (GO): ATP hydrolysis activity; P-type sodium:potassium-exchanging transporter activity; ATP binding
Source: RefSeq, a predicted model, not a curated record
CCAGAAGAGGGCGCUGGAUCUCCUGGAACUGGGUUACAGAUGGCUAUGAGCAGCCAUGUGGGUGCCGGGAACUGAACCUGCCUGGGUCCUCUGCAAGACCAGCCAGUGCUCUUACCUGCUGAGAAGCUUCCCACCUCCUCUAACCGUUCUUCCCCUCAGAGCUCAGGAAACCUCGUGGAAAGAGGUGGCAGAAAGAGACAGAAGGCAUGGAGGACACUGAAGACACGAAAUCCUCUAAACCAACGUGAGCAAAGCCCACGUGGACUCAGACCUAAGCAAGCAGCACGCACAGGCCCUGCACGAGUCUGCCCCAGGUGCUCACAUGAUGGCCUCCAGCUCAGUGUUUUCACCCCUGAGUGUGUGUUGAGCCGAGCCAGCUAUACCCAGAGAACACAUCAUGGAGCCUGGAAAGGAAAAAGGGACAGCGACCCCUCGAGAGCAGAAUCAGAGUCCAAGACCUAACUUGAAGCCUGUAACAAUGAAUAAAAAUUUACGGAAAAAAAAGAAGAAAGAUCUAGAAGAGCUGAAGAAAGAAGUGGAUAUGGAUGAUCACAAGCUAACCUUGGAUGAGUUGAGUGCCAAGUACUCUGUGGACUUGACCAGGGGCCAUAGCCUCAAAGAUGCCCAGGAAAUUCUGUUUAUAAAUGGACCAAAUUCGUUAACCCCUCCUCCAUCGAUUCCAAAUUGGGUCAAAUUCUGUAAACAAAUGUUUGGUGGCUUCUCCCUCCUGCUAUGGACUGGUGCCUUUCUCUGCUUCCUGGCCUACAGCAUAAAUCUACGGUACAACGAAAAAGCCGACAAAGACAAUCUGUACCUGGGUAUUGUACUAUCUGCUGUGGUCCUCAUUACUGGCUGCUUCUCGUAUUACCAGGAGUCCAAGAGCUCCAAGAUCAUGGAAUCUUUUAAGAACAUGGUGCCUCAGCAAGCCCUGGUAAUUCGAGACGGAGAGAGGAUGCAAAUCAAUGUAAAAGAUGUGGUUUUGGGAGACCUAGUAGAAGUGAAGGGUGGAGACCAAGUCCCUGCUGAUAUCAGGGUUAUCUCCGCACAAGGAUGUAAGGUGGACAAUUCCUCCUUGACUGGGGAAUCAGAACCCCAGUCUCGCUGUCCUGAUUGCACCCAUGAGAACCCUCUGGAGACCCGGAACAUCAUCUUCUUCUCCACCAACUGUGUAGAAGGAACAGCCCGGGGUAUCGUGAUUAGUACCGGAGACAACACAGUAAUGGGCCGAAUCGCUUCACUAACAUCUGGCUUGACAAUGGGCCAGACCCCCAUUGCAGUUGAAAUUGAACACUUCAUCCAUCUGAUCACAGCUGUCGCUGUCUUCCUUGGUGUCACUUUUUUUUUCCUCUCACUUAUCUUGGGCUAUGGCUGGCUGGAUGCUGUCAUUUUCCUUAUUGGCAUCAUUGUGGCCAAUGUCCCUGAAGGGCUGCUGGCCACUGUCACUGUGUGCCUGACGCUGACAGCCAAGCGCAUGGCUCGGAAGAAUUGCCUGGUGAAGAACCUGGAGGCGGUGGAGACCCUGGGCUCCACAUCCACCAUCUGCUCCGACAAGACAGGCACCCUCACCCAGAACCGCAUGACAGUGGCCCACUUGUGGUUUGACAAGACUGUGUAUGAGGCUGACACCAGUGAAGAACAAACUACCGGGAAAACAUUUCCCAAGUCCUCCGACACCUGGUUUUACCUGGCUCGAAUUGCUGGCCUCUGUAACCGGGCUGACUUUAAGCCCCAUCAGGAAUCUGUUCCCGUAGCUAAGCGGGCAACAACAGGAGACGCUUCUGAGUCCGCCCUCCUCAAAUUCAUUGAACAAUCUUACAACUCUGUGAAUGAAAUGAGAGAGAAAAACCCCAAGGUGGCCGAGAUUCCCUUUAAUUCUACCAACAAGUACCAGAUGUCCAUCCAUCUUCUGGAAGAUAACCCCCAAGCCCAUAUGCUCAUGAUGAAGGGUGCUCCAGAGAAGAUCUUGGAUUUUUGCACCAGUUUCAUGCUGAAUGGGCAGGAGUUUCCUAUGGAUGAGGAAAUGAAAGUAGACUUCCAAAAUGCCUACUUAGAACUAGGAGGCAUGGGAGAGCGAGUGCUGGGUUUCUGCUACUUGAACUUGCCUAGCAACUUCUCGAAGGGAUUCCAGUUUAAUACAGAUGAGUUAAACUUCCCCAUGGAGAGCCUGUGUUUCGUUGGCCUCAUAUCAAUGAUAGACCCUCCUCGGACUGCUGUGCCCGACGCUGUGGGCAAGUGUCGAAAUGCGGGCAUUAAGGUAAUCAUGGUAACAGGGGAUCAUCCCAUCACCGCCAAAGCUAUUGCCAAAAGUGUGGGCAUCAUUUCAGAAGCCAACGAGACAGCAGAGGAAAUGGCUGCUCGGCUAAAUAUCCCUGUCAGCCAACUCAAUACCAAGUCUAUUAAAGCCAUCGUAGUGCACGGCUCAGAGCUAAAGGACAUGGACUCAAACCAGCUGGACCAUAUCCUCAAGACCUACAAGGAGAUAGUGUUUGCUCGAACAUCUCCUCAGCAGAAGCUCAUCAUCGUGGAGGGGUGUCAGAGACUGGGAGCCAUUGUGGCAGUGACUGGUGACGGGGUGAAUGACUCCCCCGCACUGAAGAAGGCUGACAUCGGCAUUGCCAUGGGCAUCACUGGUUCUGAUGUCUCUAAGCAGGCAGCUGACAUGAUCCUUCUUGACGACAACUUUGCCUCCAUUGUGACAGGCGUGGAGGAGGGUCGCCUCAUCUUUGAUAACCUGAAGAAGUCCAUCGCAUACACCCUGACCAGCAACAUCCCUGAGAUCACCCCCUUCCUGAUGUUCAUUAUCCUAAGUAUACCCUUGCCUCUGGGUACCAUUACCAUUCUCUGCAUUGACCUGGGCACUGACAUGGUCCCUGCGAUCUCCUUGGCUUACGAGUCACCUGAAAGUGACAUCAUGAAGAGGCUCCCACGAAACCCCAAAACUGACAAUCUCGUGAACCACCGUCUCAUUGGCAUGGCCUAUGGGCAGAUUGGGAUGAUACAGGCGCUGGCUGGAUUUUUCACCUAUUUUGUGAUCCUGGCUGAGAAUGGUUUUAAGCCUUUGGAUCUGCUGGGUAUCCGUCUAUAUUGGGAUGAUGCACGCCUAAAUGACCUAGAAGAUAGCUACGGGCAGCAGUGGACCUACGAGCAGCGGAAGGUGAUGGAGUUCACAUGCCAAACGUCCUUCUUCAUCAGCAUUGUGAUUGUGCAGUGGGCUGACCUCAUCAUCUGCAAGACCCGCCGCAACUCACUCUUCAAACAGGGCAUGAAAAACAAAGUCCUAUUAUUUGGAAUCUUUGAGGAGACAAUGUUGGCAGCUAUCCUGUCCUACACUCCGGGCAUGGAUGUGGCCCUGCGAAUGUACCCACUCAAGAUAAACUGGUGGUUCUGUGCUAUUCCCUACAGUGCUCUCAUCUUCAUCUAUGAUGAAGGCAGAAAACUCAUCAUCCGUAGACGGCCUGGUGGAUGGCUGGAGAAGGAAACAUACUACUAGAUGCAGCCGAGAAAGAUCUUCACAUGACAUUGGUCUCACAAAAGCUGAGUCUGAGUGUGACACAGCAUCUGAGAUAAGGCUGAGCAGGGGCAGAGACACUGGAUUGAAUUUACUCUGGAUGAGGGAGAAGUUUCCUGGGGCUGAAACAAGAGGAUCUGGCAGGAGGCGGGGUGGGUUGGGGAAAGCCCAGUCUGCUCUGCCUGGAGCCCAGUGAGGAGGUGCACAAUCUCGUUACAUCCAGUAGCCAGUCUAGAGAGUAAACAUUUGGAAGAGACCUCACCUAACCCGGGGUGUAGAAGUCUGAUUUGAGGGGACUAGAGCUCCCUCCCAACACCGACAUUGUAACUGGCCAAGGGAGACCUCCAGGGAUCUGAGAGGAGGCUGAAAAAGGACAAGAAUCUGUGGCUAGGUGUGGUGGCACAUACCCUUAAUACCAGCAUUUGGAAGGUAGAAGCAGGUGGAUCUCUGUGAAUUUGAGGCCAACCUGACUGCGUGGUGAGUUCCAGACCACACAGGGCUACACAGUGAGAUCCUGCCUUUAAACGCAGAAGAUUAAGCAUACUUGUCACUGAAGGGUAUUUCCCAUUUUAAGAUCAAUGUCUGAUGUCCUGUCAGUGUAAGGGACAAGAGAACGCCCCCCAAAGUCUGGCUAGAACCAGCUGGUGAAAGGGAGACAAGAGAAGACCAGCUGAGCUACAUCUCCCAUAUCUGUAUUCGCAUUUGGGGCUUGUGGGGCCAAAUAAUCUAGACUCUGACUUGGAUUUUCUCAGGCCAGACUACAGGCCACAGUGUUGUUGUUCUAAGAGUCCUAAUAACAUCGGGUCCUACAAGGUUCAAUGACUUGGGAAUAGUUACAUGGGGGGGGGAAUCCUCUCCUCUAGGGCAGACUGGUGGUCCCUGCCUGUUAGCCCUGCCAUCAGGACAGCCCCACCCCAUCCCUUCCCUUAACCUUUGCUCUCCAGUAUAACCUUGAAACAGGCUAUAAGCUAGGCAAAUACUGUGCUGUUGAGCUACCCCCGGGGGCCCCGAACCCAGAUUUUUCUGGUCUGGUCUUAGUAAAAAGGUGCAAAGAGCUGGGCAUUGGUGGUGCACACUUUUAAUCCCAGCACUGGGGAGGCAGACGCAGGUGGAUUUCUGUGAGUUCCGGACCAGCCUGGUCUACAGUGCGAGUUCUAGGACAGCCUCCAAAACAAUACAGAGAAACCCUGUCUCCAAAACAAAACAAAACAAAAACAAAAAAAGGUGCAAGGAGCCUCUCUCCUACCCUCCCUCCUCCCUAGGUUCCUCCCGGCUUUGUCUCCCCUCAGGAACUUGUUUCUGCUCAGUGAACACCUCUGCUAUGCUCUGUGACUCUCAGUUCAUUCUCAGGUACCUUUUAGAGGUAUCUGCCCCACAAGACACAGAGGGAUGCUGAGGAAGACCGGGAGGAAACCAGCACUGUUACCAAAGUGCAGCGUAGGAACAACUGCCCACCUCCCAGCGUGGCGACAAUGACCGAACCCACCAUAGUUCUCAGCACCAUUUUUCUACCACUCCACUCUGAUUCGAAAGAGGAGAAAGUAGAGCUUCAUUCCAGAACUUGUACCACUAAAUGCUUUCCAAACUAGUCUUCAGUGGUAACUGGGACCAAACAUGGUUACUAGCAAGGCAACUAAGUGGGAUAAUGGCAGAGGAGCAUAGAUCUGGAGGAUGGGAUUUUUUUUGCAAGCUGGCAGAAAACCAAACAAACAAAAAGACCCUCCCGUUGGAAGCUGUAGCAGCCCCUCUUUCUCUGUCUCAGGCCCCUUUCUCAGAGGUUACCUCCGCUCCUUUUCUCUUCCAACACAAGGUCUCCUGGGGACAGAGCUAUAUCAGUCUGGGGUCCACCCCGGCUGCUGACAGGGCUGAAACAGACCCUGGAAGAUGAAAGCGGGAGAGGGGAGGGACAUGAGAUGGGGAGGGGGAGCGGAGGGACCAGCUCCUCAAGUUUCACUAGUGAGGAACUUUGAGUGUCUGGUGGGUUAAAAAUACUGACGCCCCAACUCAGGGUCAUUUGAUACGGGUGGCUGGGGCGUGUUAAAUCCAAAGGCCUGCACACAGGCAGCCUGGAAGGAAGGGCUCUGAGUGGACAGAAUGGAGUACAGCGUCAGAGAGAGGCCUGGAGUAGUGAUGGAGGACCUGAUGGAAAUGGAGGCCACCGGUGAGGAGUGGCAGCUGCAUAGGAGGAGCUGAAGGGGCCAGGGUCAUCUCGCGGUCCUGUCUCAUCCCAAAGGUCCAGUCCAUGAUGGAAGAAGUCUAGUGCUCCAUUGUCUGAUCAGAUAUUUACCUCUCCCCAGAACCCUGCAGAAAUGAGACGCCAAGGCUGCAUCUACCCGGGAGCAGGCCUGCCCAUCACCCCCGGGUGGCCUUUGCAGCCAGGGUCGUAAGCUCUGCCUGGCACAUGAGGCAGUCCCCUGGGAGAUCAUGAGACAGGAUUCUGAGAUCUCCCCAGCUCCAGUGCCAUGUACUGGCCUCUCCUGCUACGGGACAGCUGUCCCUCUUGUAUCCUCUCCUCCAGCUCUUAAGAAUCAGCUGCAUAAGAUCUGCCCCGUGGCCGUGAAAGAAGUUCUGCUAAUAUAACCUCGUGUUUCUACGUAGAUGCAAAAUAAACACUCAUUUGAGAAUGAGAACUA